UCUCUUUUCAACGCCUCAGCCCUCCCGUCCCCACGGCCUUGACCUUGGAGCCGCGUUUAAGCUGGGGGCAGAUGAACUGACCCCGCGAGCGGGAGUCCGAGGAAAGGCCCCUUCGCUGUGGCGGCCGCCCCGUGCCCGAGCCCCGCGAAACCGGAGCCCUGGGGUCUCGCCCCCGCCCUGAGGCCCCGCCAUGCCGUCCGUACAGCUGCCGCCCAAGGAGAGUAACCUCUUCAAACGGAUCCUGAAAUGUUAUGAACAGAAGCAGUACAAAAAUGGCCUCAAAUUUUGCAAGAUGAUUCUGUCAAACCCAAAGUUUGCUGAACAUGGAGAGACCUUGGCUAUGAAAGGGUUAACAUUGAACUGUUUAGGAAAGAAAGAAGAAGCAUACGAAUUUGUUCGUAAAGGACUUCGAAAUGAUGUCAAGAGUCAUGUGUGUUGGCAUGUAUAUGGACUUUUGCAGCGUUCUGAUAAGAAAUAUGAUGAAGCUAUAAAGUGUUAUAGAAAUGCCCUCAAAUUAGAUAAAGACAACCUACAAAUCCUGAGAGAUCUCUCUUUGUUACAAAUCCAAAUGAGAGACCUUGAAGGCUAUCGUGAGACACGAUAUCAACUUCUUCAGCUGCGCCCAACACAACGUGCUUCAUGGAUUGGAUAUGCUAUAGCAUAUCAUUUACUGAAAGAUUAUGAUAUGGCACUAAAACUAUUGGAAGAGUUUAGAAAGACUCAACAAAUUCCGCCUAAUAAAAUAGACUAUGAGUAUAGUGAGCUGAUAUUGUACCAGAACCAAGUGAUGAGAGAGGCAGAUCUAUUUCAAGAAUCUUUAGAACAUAUAGAAACAUAUGAAAAACAAAUAUGUGAUAAACUUGUAGUAGAAGAAAUAAAGGGAGAAAUGCUGUUGAAAUUGGGAAGAUUAAAAGAAGCAGGUGAAAUAUUCAAAGACUUGAUUGAUCGGAAUGCUGAAAAUUGGAAUUACUAUGAAGGCUUAGAGAAAGCUCUGCAACCUAGCACUUUAGAAGAGAGGCUUCACAUAUAUGAAGAAAUAAGUAGGCGGCAUCCCAGAGCAGUUUCACCCAGAAGAUUACCUUUAAACUUUGUCCCAGGUGAAAAAUUUAGAGAACUAAUGGAUAAGUUCCUGAGGGUUAACUUCAGUAAAGGCUGCCCACCCUUGUUUACCACUUUGAAAUCUUUAUAUUACAAUACAGAAAAGGUUUCUAUGAUAGAGGAACUUGUUACUAGCUAUGAAACUUCUCUGAAAACUUUCGACUAUUUUAGUCCUUAUGAAAAUGGAGAGAAGGAACCUCCAACAACACUACUCUGGGUUCGAUAUUUCCUGGCCCAGCACUUUGACAAACUUGGCCAAUGCUUAUUGGCUUUAGAUUACAUUAAUGCUGCAAUUGCAAGCACUCCAACUUUAAUAGAAUUGUUCUAUAUAAAAGCAAAAAUUUAUAAGCACAUGGGUGAUUUGAAGGAAGCUGCUAAGUGGAUGGAUGAAGCACAGUCUUUGGACACAGCUGAUAGAUUCAUAAACUCAAAAUGUGCAAAAUACAUGCUACGGGCAAAUAUGAUGAAAGAAGCAGAAGAUAUAUGUUCCAAGUUCACAAGGGAAGGGACGUCUGCCAUGGAAAAUCUAAAUGAGAUGCAGUGUAUGUGGUUUCAGACAGAAUGUGCUUCAGCUUAUCAGAGACUGGGGAAAUAUGGUGAAGCUUUAAAAAAGUGCCAUGAAGUAGAAAGGCAUUUUUUUGAGAUAACAGAUGAUCAAUUUGACUUCCAUACAUACUGCAUGAGGAAGAUGACUCUUCGGGCCUAUGUUGACCUUUUGCGAUUAGAAGAUAUUCUCAGGAAACACGCUUUCUAUUUCAAGGCUGCUCAAUCAGCAGUUGAAAUAUACUUGAAAUUGCAUGAUAAUCCAUCAACCAAUGAAAGGAAAGAACAAGAAGUGAAUUCAGAAAACAUUUCAGCCAAAGAGUUAAAGAAAAUGCUCAGCAAGCAGAGAAGAGCCCAGAAAAAAGCUAAAUUGGAGGAAGAGAGGAAGCAUGCUGAAAGAGAACGGCAGCAAAAAAAUCAGAAAAAAAAAAGAGAUGAGGAAGAAGAAGAAGCCAGUGGUCCCAAGGAAGAAUUAAUACCUGAAAAACUUGAAAGGGGAGAAAAUCCAUUAGAAGAAGCUAUCAAGUUCCUUAUACCACUUAAGACUCUUGUUGCUGAUAACAUAGACACUCAUCUUUUAGCAUUUGAAAUAUACUUUAGAAAAGGUAAGGUGACUGAAACCUUUUUUUCUUUAGUUUGAAUCAUUGAUUAUUUUAGGAACCAUAGAGAUUUACCUUUGCUGUCCAUUUUCACCCUCAACAGUUUCACAGGUGGCCAUGACCAAAGAAUUAAUUAAGUGCCCAAUCCUAUGAUGAUGCUUUUUGAAUUUAUAGCUAGGCCAU
Messenger RNA from Gracilinanus agilis (Agile Gracile Mouse Opossum), 2423 nucleotides. It is a transcript of the gene NAA16, whose product is annotated as N-alpha-acetyltransferase 16, NatA auxiliary subunit. The transcript has 16 exons. The record is from RefSeq and is a predicted model, not a curated record. Lineage: Eukaryota; Metazoa; Chordata; Mammalia; Didelphimorphia; Didelphidae. Bases 191 to 2281 code for a protein of 696 amino acids. Gene Ontology annotation, biological process: N-terminal peptidyl-methionine acetylation. Gene Ontology annotation, cellular component: NatA complex; cytoplasm. Gene Ontology annotation, molecular function: protein binding; protein-N-terminal amino-acid acetyltransferase activity.